GUUCGGUUGUCUCCAUCUGUCUGCUGUCCAGGCUGCUGUGUGGUCUACUGGUAGUGUCUCCCUUUCUACUGGUGUCUAUCAUUCUGAUGGUGAAAUGCUGCAGGGCUCAAGGUGACCACUUUAUUUCAGUGUGUAUCUACAAGAAGCUUAUCCAGCUUGAUAUUUUCCUUCUUUAUGUCAUGCUCUUGUAUUACUGUUAUUAAGUAAUGUUGACUCAAAUUGUUCAUUUCAAAUGUAAAUAGACAAAGUGCCCAGUGGCAGCUAUUUCUGUUAAAUGUCUUCUACGGAAAUGUUCUUCCCCCAGAAAAGGCAAACUAACAUUUUCAUUACUUCUGAAGGAUUACAUUUUAGUGCUGUGCAGUUGAACGAGCAGUUGAAUCAGUUUAACUCUAAUGCUACUCUCCGUCCGUUAUAUUCCUAUAGGCAUGUGUUCAACAACCAAAUCUCCUCAAGAUGAGUUACGAUCUGAUGAUAUCAUCGAACAGGCCGAAUCAUCCGUGUGAUCAUUACAGUAUGAACUGUAAGCUGAAUGACCAUUUUUAUGAUUUUAAAGUUUUUGCCAUUGCCUUGCCAUUGAUUUAUGAUAGUGUUUACUGAGUCAAAUAUCAUUGAAUGAAAUUUUACAAAUACUAAAUGCUAUGAUUUAGCAAGUUGACGUUUUCAGCUUUUGGGAUCUUGUAUGCUUUGUUAUUGUUGAUUGUUGUUAAUAUUUUUGAAAUAUUACACUUACCCCUCUUUGAUUUCAGUUUGUUGAUUGAAAAAGAGUGCAGUGCCUGUUUUGUUUAAAAGUAGAAUUUGUUGUAUUUUUUUAAUAUGUUGUAUUUUAGAUAAUGUCAUGCUUUUUACAUGCAGGUGCAUAUCUGUUUUAUGUGAAUAUUUUCUGGGACUAAAGGUGGGUUUAUACUUGGUUGGCCGACCUACUAUAACAACUUUAACAGUUAUGUUGGAACAUGUAUAGUUUGUUUUUAACUCAAUUACUGCUUAUUUUCAUUUACAUUUUCCAUACUUUCCACUUCUAUGUCUAUAUGUUUUUUAUAAAAUGUUAUUUCUUCAGUAGUCGUUAUAGGAGCCAGAUGAGUGUUCCACUAUUGAACUUGAAUAAAGAGGGUGUGCAUUGUCCUACAUUAGAUAGCAUGAUGAUUCCGCCUGACGAGAGUCGCAUAGGAGUGACGCCACCUGACGUUAGACAAUGGAGGUUGUGUUGCAUUUUGUGUUUUGUAUUAAUUCUCAUUUGUCAAAUAAAAAGUGAUGAUUCCCCACAUCAUUGUAUUGCUUUGAAAUAUAAUUUAAUUUAAGGACAUAUUCCUUUUACUCUCUGUAUUGCUGAGUUGAAACAAUGCAUUUACAUCUUGAACAUUCGUAUACAUUUCUUAUUAUGUAAAGCAACACUUUUUAACAAAAUCUCUAUACACCAUAUUGCUGUCAGUCUUCUUAAACCACAUUCAGAUUUGACUUCUACUGAUAUGAACCCAUACAGAAGUGGUCCAUGUCUGUACUAAUAUGAUGACAUAGAGAGAGGAAGGAAUAAGAGGGCAGACCGAGUAGACUGAGGGGUUAUGUUGUUGCUAUGUGACCAAUGACCAUAUUAGUUUCUAUAUUGUGGUCCACAAGGAUGUGGAGUAGUUACAGGCCUGUCCUGAAGGGGGCGAUAAGAAACCCCAGAUGUUUACAUUAGUAUACACACUAAAGGUGAAGUCUCUAACUGCUUUCACCUGUAACCUUUCUCUCCACAUGUUUGUUUCUUCACACAUGUUGUACAUGUCCCAUACUCUACACUCUACAACAUAUUUUUAGAGGUAAAUAGUUGACAAAAAUGGAUUCAUGUAUUCAACAUGUAAUGAUGUGAAGCAAAAUGAAACUAUUCACUUUAACCUGGAAAUCCAGUUACAGCUUUGAAACUCUUUCCAUCUCUGGUCUGUGGUAAUAAAUUCUGCUUAGCUCUGCCUCUGAUGAACACACACACACACACACAAACCACACAACACACAGACACAAAACACACACAGACAAAAAAAACACGAUACAGUACAUGAACAAUAACCCUCAGGCACUUCACAUAAACAGACAAAUUGAAAUACAACCAUAAACAACACAAUAACAAACAUAUCUAUGUAGACAGUAUCUAACUAAACGAAUUCCUCAUAAUUGAGGGGGUGGCAAAAGAUGUCCAUUUCCAUUGUGGAACAACUGAGGUUAGCUGGCUAGGCUUGCCACCUGACAGCUGAGCAAAGGUUUGAGGGGAGGCCUACACUAUCUAUCUAUCUAUCUAUCUAUCUAUCUAUCUAUCUAUCUAUCUAUCUAUCUAUCUAUCUAUCUAUCUAUCUAUCUAUCUAUCUAUCUAUCUAUCUAUCUAUCUAUCUAUCUGUGCAUGGUGCAGCAUAAAACAAACAUCUACACAUUCUGAUAUAAAACCACAAGCUCUGAUCUCAUCAAUUCAGGUCUCUAAGGAGCGAGUGUGAGACCAUGUAGCCAACCAUAAGGAGAAGUUGGUCAGAAUAUAAACACGCUAUCAACUGCUACUAUUUUUUCUCACAGUCUUUUGACAUUUCUCUUGAAUCUUUCUCUCUCUGUUUUUCUGUGUGACGGUGAAGAGGUGUGAUCUAAGCAGACUGUAGAGUGGUUUGUCAGAAGGACUGUAGUUGUAUAGAAAGUCACUUGUCUGUGGGGACAGAAUGGAGCACACCUUGCUCUGUUUGCUACUAUGUACAGCGCAUUCAGAAAGUAUUCAAACCCCUUUACUUUUUCACAUUUUGUUACGUUACAGCCUUAUUCUAAAAUUGAUUAUAUUGUUGUUUUUUCCUCAUCAAUACCCCAUAAUGACAAAGCAAAAACAGGUUUAGACACAUAAAAAACUGAAAUAUCACAUUUACAUAAGUAUUCAGACCCUUUACUCAGUACUUUGCUGAAUCACCUUUGGCAAGCGAUUACAGCCUUGAGUCUUCUUGGGUAAGACGCUACAAGCUUGGCACACCUGUAUUUGGGGAGUUUCUACCAUUUUUCUCUGCGGAUCUUCUCUAGCUCUGUCAGCUUGGAUGGGGAGCGUCGCUGCACAGCUAUUUUCAAGUCUCUCCAGAUAAGUUUGAUCGGGUUCAAGUCCGGGCUCUGGCUGGGCCACUCAAGGACAUUCAGAGACUUGUCCUGAAGCCACUCCUGCGUUGUCUUGGUUGUGUGCUUAGGGUCGUUGUCCUGUUGGAAGGUGAACCUUCGCAGGUUUUCAACAAGGAUCUCUCAGUACUUUUCUCCGAUCAUCUUUCACUCAAUCCAGACUAGUCUCCCAGUCCCUGCUGCUGAAAAAACAUCCCCACAGCAUGAUGCUGCCACCACCAUGCUUCACCGUAGGGAUGUGCCACUUUUCCUCCAGACAUGACACUUGGAAUUCAGGCCAAAAAAGUUUCAAUCUUGGUUUCAUCAGACCAGAGAAUCUUGUUUCUCCACGGUCUGAGAGUCUUUAGGUGCCUUUUGGCAAACUCUAAGCUGCUGGCUGUCAUUUGCCUUUUACUGAGGAGAGGCUUCCGUCUGGCCACUACCAUAAAGGCCCUGAUUGGUGGAGUGCUGUCAGAGUGACCAUUGGGUUCUUGGUCUCCUCCCUGACCAAGGCUUUUGUCCCCUGAUUGCUCAGUUUGGCCGGGCGGCAAGCGCUAGGAAGAGUCUUGGUGGCUCCAAACUUAUUCCAUUUAAGAAUGAUGGAGGCCAAAGUGUUUUUGGGGACCUUCAAUGCUGCAGAAAUGUUUUGGUACCCUUCCACAGAUCUGUGCCUCAACGCAAUCCGGUCUUGGAGCUCUACGGACAAUUCCUUCGACCCUCAUGGCUUUGUUUUGCUCUGACAUGCAGUGGUUCAACUCUGGGACCUUAUAUAGACAGGUGGUGUGCCUUUCCAAAAUCAUGUCCAAUCAAUUGAAUUUACCACAGGUGGACUCCAAUCAAGUUGUACAAACAUCUCAAGGAUAAUCAAUGGAAACAGGAUGCACCUGAGCUCAAUUUCGAGUCUCAUAACAAAGGGUCUGAAUACUUAUGUAAAUAAAGUAUUAAUGUUUAUGUUUAUUUUUAAUACAUUUGCAAAAAUAUCUAAACCUGUUUUCACUUUUUCAUUAUGGGGUAUUAUGUAUAGAUUGAUGAGGAUUAUUAUUUUUUCAUCAAUUUUAGAAUAAAUAAACUGAGUUAGUGUGUUUGUUUAUGAACACUAAUUACCUGAUUUACUAAGCCUUUAAGAGAAAAAGGAAUAAGACAUUGUUUUCUGUCCCUUGUUGAGAAAACAGUGUAAAAGGAAGUUGCCGCAAGUAUGGUUUAGAUAUGAAGUAAGAAUGUGACCACCCUACAUUGAUGUUGUAUCUCUGUGAGAACCUGAGCUUGUUUAGGCGAUGCAAUGCAGACAUGGUUAGUGUGGUGGUGUGUAUUUAACCAGGUCAUCACUCAGUAACUAAAAAGUGACGCUAACUCAGUGCUUGCAAAAUGUGCUGUCAAUGACAAUGAAUACAAAAUGAAAUAUUUGUUGUAUGUGUUGUAGUAUCAAGUUCUGAUUAUUGUAAAUGGUUGAGGGUUCCUUUGCUACAGUUAUAGUAAACUAUGUUAAGAGAUGAAUGAGUGGUGUUUUGGUGUUUUUGGUCUCUGUACUCUCUCUGUGUGCCCAACAUGUGAAGUCAGUGGCCAUUUAAAGCUGCAGUCCGUAAUUCAAACUACCACAAAAAGCUCACAAUGCCACUUGUUGUAGUAUACGGCUGAGGGAUGGGUCUAAGGAAAUUCAUUCAUCUACAUUGUUUACAAUAAUUGUCAUAGAAUAACUGUAUAUUUUGGGUUAUGAUGGAAUAAGUGUAAUUUCUGUAAUUCAUUUAGUAGUGUAGAAAUCUAUGUAGAAAAUGCAGAUUUCACCUUUAACAUAAAGUACAGGAUGGAUUUGGUCAUCAGUAACAUGAAUAUGGCAUGUUGUUAUUUAUUUCAAGCUAAUAUUGGAGCAAUGUGACUUUUUUUGUUGUAGUGCUGAGUACACACAUCUACUCUGGACACUCUGAAGAUGAUGAUGGUAGAUAUCUGUACACUUGAUCAAGUCUUCAUCUCUUAAUGCUUCAUCAUAUUUCUUUGUUUGUGAUUUUUAAAGCUGCUUUUGGAUAGACAUAUUUUGUGUUUUGAGUGUCUCAAAAUAACAUGUGUAAAGCAAUUGUAUCAUGCCAGUUUUUAUUUUGUGCAGGACAGGCAAAGGCUGUUCUGACCAUACACCCCAAAUCUUCCCAGAUUUUCAGUAGAGAGUCUGUCACUCUCAGAUGUAACAUACAGAGAGGAGAAGUCCCUGACUGGGAAUACACAUGGCGCAAGGAUGUCAUAGACUCCCUCAGUAGGAAGCAUGAAUAUGAGAUCAGUGAGGUUAAGAUUUCAGACGGUGGUGACUACUAGUGUCUGGGUACACAUAUUGAUCAGAAGAAGCAUUCUAAGUGGAGUGAUGCAGUCAGACUGACGGUGACAGGUAAGUCAUCUUUAUCUCUCGUUCAGAACAGUGGCCUCCAUUGCCCAUAAACACUUGACAUUGGGCCCCAUUUUAAGGAGGCUAUUUAGUCGUUUUAAAAAGGUCUACCAUUGUUUGUUCAGAUUCCUCCAUUAAUUCAUUCUCAUUUCAUGUAAUAAUUGAAGAAAUAUGGUGUACGGUACUAAGAUAGUACUUUUUGUCACGACUUCCGGCGAUGUUGGUGCCUCUCCUUGUGCAGGAGGCUAUCAGCGGUCGUCGUCACCGGCAUUCUAGCUGCCACUGUUCCUUUUUCUAUGUUUUUGUCUUGAUUGUACACACCUGGUUCCCAUCACGUUGUGGUUAUUUCCCUACUUAACCCUCUGGUUCCCUCAUGGUUUUGUGCGUGAUUGUUCUUUGUUUGGUGUUGUAUAAUGCUGUGAGCUGUUUUAUUUUCCUGCAUGGAAAUUAGAUUUGUUGUUUUCCUAGUAAAGUUAAUUAUUUACUCAGUUCUGUGUCCUUCGCUUGACUCCGUCCUACCGCUGCACACUGACACCUGACAGAAUCACGCACCACCUAUGGAGUCAGCAGGUGCAGUCCUCCGGUACCGGUGGAGGAGCGCGUCCAGCAGCACGCGACUAUGCUCCACAAUCUGCGCACAGCAAUGGAUCGCGUGCUGCACACCAUGGAGCGAUGGGAGAGAGAGGGUUUUUCCACACCCCCAUCAACUUCACCUCAACCCCCACCGCAGUCCACCCCUCCGUCACCUGGAACCAGUGGGAUUCGGCUCUCGCUCCCGAAGGCCUAUGAUGGGACGGCUGCCGGGUGCCAGGGGUUCCUGCUCCAGGUGGAGCUCUACCUGGUGACCAUCCACCCGGCUCCCUCGGGAUAUGAGAGCGUGUCCGCCCUCAUCUCCUGUUUGUCGGGGAAAGCGCUGGAAUGGGCCAAUGCCAAAUGGGGAGAGAUAGACGCUACGUUGGUCCGUUACGAGGAUUUCACCCGACGCUUCCGGGCGGUUUUCGAUCAUCCGCCUGAGGGGAGAGCGGCGGGGGAACGCUUGGUCCAUCUCAGACAGGGGAAGAGGAGCGCACAGGACUUCGCACUGGACUUCAGGACCUUGGCUGCCAGCGCGGGAUGGAAUGAGAGGGCCCUGAUCGACCAUUACCGGUGUAAUCUACGGGAGGACAUCCGUCGGGAGCUGGCCUGCAGGGACACCAUCCUUAACCUCGACCAGCUGGUGGAUUAAUCCAUCUGGCUGGAUAACCUGUUGACCACCCGCGAACGCUCAGAUUGGGUUCCGUCCGUUACAUCCCCCAGCACUUCCGAAUACCUAUGGAGCUUGGAAGUGCUGCUCUUAGGGUGACCGGAGGGGGGGGCCUUUCCUUCACCACCUGUGGCCACAGAGGGCACACUGCUGGUCGGUGCUGGGGAGGUUCCGCAGGGAGUCGAGGCAGCAGGCAGGGCACUGGUGGAUCAUCCCAGGUGAGUAGGCACCCGACUCACCCAGAGCUCCCUGUUGCGCCAUAUGUAUGUCUGUGUAAAGUUUCCUGAGUUUUCCCCGCAUUCCAAGCAUAAGGCGCUAGUAGAUUCAGGCGCAGCUGGAACUUUAUUGACCGUGCAUUUGCACUUAGAUUAGGAUUCCCUAUUGUUCCUGUUGAUGUGCCCUUCCCUGUACAUGCCUUAGAUAGUCGUCCUUUAGGAUCGACGCAGAAAUUUCCCCCGAGCCCACGUGUAUCCUCUGUCACAGGAGGAACGGCGGCAGGGAAAACAAUGCCCUCCAAAUCUCUGGGACGGGGUACAUUGGCCCUUUCCACUUAAACCUCCCCUCCUAAAGUUUUUUUUUGUGAAAAAAAGGUGGAGGUUUUAACGCCCCGUGCUUGACUAUGGGGGUUUUUUCAAUCAAAAACGGUGAAGCCAGUUAACCCUUUGCCUCUCAAGCCAUGUAAAGGAGCUUUCCCCGGGGGGCGCACUUCUUCAAAAAAUUUGGAUCUCGGAGCGCGACAAACCGGGGGUUGCGUACCCGGGGAAAGGGGGAUGAGUGGAAGACUGCUUUUUUUGUACCACCGGGCCUAGAGUCCCCCCGUCAUUUUGCCGUGGGGGUUGCGAAUGCUCCACAGCCCUUUCCAACCUUUGAGACAGAUCUUUCGGGGACCUGCACGGGCAGGGUGUAGUGGUGUAAAAAAAUAGAGGACUUUUCCCCAUAUGCUCCGCAACACUUUCCGAGCUUUUGUCCCGGGUGCGAAAAGGUGUUUUGGUGACUUGGAGAAAUGACCUGAACUCUUUGCUAAAAAUGUCUUUCCCUUCCAACGGGCCCCGUCUUCUUCCUAGGGUACCGCCUGCCCGCUUCAUGGGGGAGGGGAAAAUGACUGCAUUUCCCCCCCGUGCAAAUUGGCCGCCCAAACCCACAGAAAAGGAAUUGAAGGGGUUUUCCCUUUGGGUUUUCCCAAAUACAAACGGGGGUUUUUUUCCCAGGUUUUUGGUCGGGUACGGCUCCCUUAAACCCCUUUGCUAAAGGGGGGCCCGGGUGCGACUGCAGGGGCCUGGGGCGGACGGGGGCUUUUGGUCACCUGAAGGUUUGUUUACCUCGGCUCCCGUAUGACUCACCGGGGACCCCCCUUUUCCAUUCAUAGUAAAAAGGUUGGACCUGUCCGGGGCCCGGGGAAUGAGCUGUCUGUCUCCCCUCGGGUCGCCCCCAAAGCUCCCCCCCUUGUGCUUUUUUUUUUCGAAAAGCUCCCCCGGGCCCGGGACCCGAAACAGGGUGGGGGAGGGGGAAACCCUUUUAAAGCUGUGGUCAAGGCUCUGAGGGGGGGAAGACUUUGGCUUGGGGGGGCAAACACCCUUUCCUUUUUUGGACUGACCACCACAAUCGGGAGUAAUCCGGCGGCGGGGAGAUUGAACCCCGUCAGGCAAGGUGGGGCCCCUGUUUUUCCCCAAACCCUUUUUUUUUUUUUUUUUCAAACCCUUUUCCUACAAAAACCAAAGGGUUCCCCCGAACGCUAAGGCAGAUGCCCCUUUCCCGGAUGUAUGCCCAGAAAGGGGCGUUUCCCCGAUUCCACCCCCAUACUUUUCCGGGUUCUUUUUCCCGGUGGCAAACCCGGGUAGGGAGGUUGAAAGCGGACAUCACCGCUUUAUGUACGGGGCCCACCCCCCCCCACCCCCCUUUUCCAGUUGGGGGGGUAUGUCUUCCGUCCCGAAAGCCGCGAAACGAUUGAUCUGUUUUGGGUCACAAAGUCACCCUCCCGGGGCAUCCUGGCAACGGCGGGGAGUGCGCUGUCCCUUUGUGGAAAUACUGGUGGGCCCCCUUUUGCUAAACUUUAGGGUUUAAAAGUUUUCCCCUUCUCGGUUUUGCGUCUUUAAGGCACCUGACCCGCCCAGCGGGGAAAUUUUCAAACCCUAAACCCCUUUCACAAAAGCCGCAGUAACACCUAUCGGUGGGUUUUGUGAUUUGGUCUUCCCCAUCACAAAAGGGAACAAACCCCGAUCCUGGUCGUUUUGGUCGGUUUUUCUUUAAAAAACCCCGCCCCUCUCCUUCCCCUUUCCCUACAGACUGCGGAGGGUCUGUUUACACACUUCCCUUUCCCGGGAAAUACGGGUUUCAGAAGGGGUAUAGUGGGCUGAUCGAGUCCCCAGUUCUCUCGAGGGGCUGGAGGGGGGUUUUAGGAACCUUGGGUUCCCCGCUCAAACCGACCCAGGGUUUUUACCCCCCAAAAGGGAAUGGGGAGGGGGAGAGAGGAAAAAACCCGGAUGUGGGUAGGUUUUCUUUGGGGGUUUCCCAUUGCCCGGCGGGGGCCGGGGGGGUGGGGGGCUUUCAUCCCCCCGGGUAGAGGGUGGGGCCCCCCAAAUCCCCUGCCACCCCCCUCCACUAAACCCGUCUCCGUUUUUAGUGUGUACUAGGUUUUUAAAAAACCCCAGGGGGGGGGCAAACCCUGGGAUCAGACCAAUCGAGGCAAACCCCGGUUUGGGGGAAAGGGUUUUCGGCGCUGGGGAACCUGGGACGCUGCCCACGUUCCCUGCAAUGGACCUCAAACACAGAACCAGCACCGACCGCCACCCGCAUGGGCCCCGGUGUAUUCCCGGGGGAACCCUUUUUGGCUCUUCCCACCCCAAAAACCCUGCCCCUUUUGCCUACCUGCCGGGAAACUGGUCCGCUUUGUGGGGCCUUUAAAAUCCUUAGGAAAAAACCCGAACGAGGUAUGUUAAAAGGUUAAAAAAGCUCCCCCCCGAUUACCAAAUUAAACCCCCUCAGGGGGUUUGGGGGGGCUGGUCCCUUUUCCCGCAGUCUGAGGUUUUGGGGGGUUGCUCCCCCCCCGGGUGGACCUCGAGGGGGCCCCGGGGUUACUGUGGCCCACCAUCAAAGGCUUUAAGAAAGUCCCGGGGGAGUGGCCUCAGUACCCCCGUGGGGGUGGGAGGGGUACGGUUUCCCGGGGGAGAAUCUGGGGUCCGAAAGGAGGACAUCCUGGACCCCCUUUCCUUACUUCAGGAAUUUCACAGUCCACCCGGGUCUCCGUGGGCCCCUUUCCCCCGGGUUUGCCCCGGGGGCCGGGUUUCGGCCACUGCUGGGGCCGCACGUCAAAGGGGGUUUCUGUCACGACUUUCCCCCGAAGUUUGGGGCCUCUCCUUUUGCAGGGGCUAUCAGGGUUGUCUCACCCGGGUUUUUAGCUGGCCCGAUCUAAAGUUUCCUUCCCAAAGUUUUGGCCGGAAGUACAAAGGCCCGGGCCCCUCACGUCAAAAAAAAAUUUCCCCCCCUAAUUUUCCCCCCGUUCCCCUUUUUUGUCGGGAAAAAAUUUUUUAAACCCGCCCAAAAAAAUUGGAAAUUUUUUGGGUUUCCGGGGAAAAAAAACCUUUUUUUAAUAAAUUCUUUCGAAUAAAAAACCCCCUUUUUCAAACCCAAAAAACACACCUUACUCAAUGGGAAAAAGGUACCUAAUUUUUUUUACUUCUUUCCCCCAAUUAUUAAUUUUAAAAGUUUCCAAGCAAACAAUUUUAAAAAAACCCCUCCUUUUUUUUCCCAAAUGUUUCCUAACACCACGACAACAAAAAAAAAAAAGGGGAAAAAACGGAAAAGGGUGUAAAAAGGGAAAAGGCCCCCCCUUCUGGGGCCUUUAACCCUUUCUUUCCCAAAAAAUUUUUUAAAAAACAACAACUAAAAACCCUUUUUUUCCCGUUUUUUACCCCAACUACCAAAAGGGGAAACCCCCCCUUUUACAUGGGGUAGAAGGCCCGCCUUAAUUCUGACAAAGGGGUUCCCCCCAAAAUGUGUUGGUCCCGGGGGAAUUUCCCCAAAAAUCCAGACCAUUCAUUUUAAAAACAUCCCGUGAAACCUUCCUGUCCUUUGUAUUGGGUUGGUAAUUUUGUGUGUGUGGGGGACGUGUUUUAAAAUAUAAUUUUUGGGAAACCCAAAAUCCCAACCCAAAAAUAAACCCCAAAAAAAAUGGGAAACAACUGAGGGAAAUUUUUUUGGCCACAAUGGGCAAAAAUCUAUUUUUAAGGGGGGUUUUGAGUUUAAGGUUUUAAAAUUUUUUAGGGUUAGAAAAGGGUUAGGUUAGGUUUUUUUUUUUUUUUUAGGGUAAUUGGGCGGGGGAGGGGUUUUGGUUUUGUUUAUCCUUCCACCUUUGUCUACCCCUCUGAAACCCUUCUUUUUUACGACUAUUUCAUCUCCCCCUCUCUCUCUCUCUCUCUCUCUCUCUCUCUCUCUCUCUCUCUCUCUCUCUCUCUCUCUCUCUCUCUCUCUCUCUCUCAGAGCCUAUAUCCAAGUUGGUGAUCCAGACACACAUCAAGCUAUUGGCCAAACACUCCUGUUCAGUGUGGCUGGUGUGCAACGCAUUCAGUUACUCCAACCUCACCUACACCUGGAAGAGAGACAAUGAGAUGUACAUGGACGUCCAGCAUAUUCACUUCUCUCUCUCACCAGCAGAGGGAGACAUCAGUGUAACGUGCAACGCCUCCAACAUAAUCAGUUGGAAAACUGCCUCAGCGACAGUAAAGUGUAGUAAUGACACAACCGACCUAGGUACCUAGAUAUCAUAAUAAUCCCUUCCAUACACUUUUCAGUUUGCUUAUACGAUUAUGUUGUCAAAUAUAAUAUAUAAUGCUUGUGAUUACAUUGGAAGUGUAUGAUAUAGAGCCAUUUAAUCUUUAUCAUAUGGUACAGUCUAAUCAUGUGUGUUGUACAAUAUGUGACAGGGAUGGCAUGGUAUACCAACUACAUCAGAGCAUCAGUAGGAGGCGCUGUGGUGCUGAUCCUCACUGUAGUUGUGGCAGUGUGCUACUGCAGGGGCCGCCGUGACACA
Molecule: messenger RNA, 11721 nt
Organism: Coregonus sp. 'balchen'
Lineage: Eukaryota; Metazoa; Chordata; Actinopteri; Salmoniformes; Salmonidae
Source: the annotation of a GenBank genome assembly